UCAUCGACUGAUUGUAAUAGAUACAUACAUAUAUAGCCCGAGCAGGUUGUUACUGCUAACCAGUCUCUUGUUGCAUCUGGAAUUGUUCGUAACAGUUAAGUGAACUCUGGCUUUUCAACAAUUUGUUGUUUAUUUUACUGUGUAUAAAACAUUAUCAAUCAUGAUUUUCUUCAUACUUGUAUCGGUUCUUAUUGCAUCUGCAACCGCCCAAAACAGACCAUCGUUCGCAGGACUCAGUGGAAAAGGCGUUCCUGAUGUAGCAGCACGAUUUAAGCCAGGAGGCGCCUUGUAUAAUCCACCUCAAGACGUCGUCAAUAGAUUUGGACCAGCCGAUACCCCCACAGAAAGAAUUCCUGUUGACGCCAAUGUUGAUCUUAAAAACCGAAUUAAUACCUGGCCAGAAGAAAACAAACCAUUUUGGUAUGUCAACGCUGAAGCCAUUCAAAAACAUAUCGGAGCUUCUCCAAACCGUGAAACCAACUUAAAUGGAAACCAACCUUUAUUUGAUAGCGGAAACCAAGUGUUUGAAAGCAGAUUUGGAAGUGGUAGUAGUCAGUCAGGACCGGAAGUUGCUGGAAACUCUUUUAGUAUUGUCAUGAAUAACCAAUGGAAAACGUACGUUUACGACCCAAUCACAGAUGCUUGGUAUGCCAGAAGAAAUUAGUUUCAUACAAAUUAUGAUUGGACUAGCUGUGAUAUCAUAUCAAUAAACCAUAAGACUUAGUAAUAAACCAUAUUUGGCCACAUAAUCCACCAAGAGCUAUAAAGACAAUUUGGGAUUAAUUCCAUUUAAAAUCACUAAAAAUGUAACGGCAAAAACGCUUUAGAGGAAAAACAGCAAAAUGGUGAUUAUGAAUAGGCAGGUUGAUAUGAAAAAUUGAGAAUAUUUAAAAAUGUCUUAUACAAAUAGUACCUAUAUGCUUAAAACCAAAUUUACACAUUGAAACUUCACCCAGUGAGAUAAUGAUUCUAUUCAAGUAUUGACAAACGAUAAAAAAGAAUCUACACCUACGACUCCCAAUGAAGCUUGGUAUCCACGCUCCUUCUAAUUAAUUUAUUGUAAUAUAGUAGUUAUACACUGAUCUAAUUGUAAUAUAUGUUCCUAGUAAUAAUAA
Diabrotica virgifera virgifera (western corn rootworm) is the source of this 1115-nucleotide messenger RNA. RefSeq lists its product as uncharacterized. Bases 161 to 664 code for a protein of 167 amino acids. Lineage: Eukaryota; Metazoa; Arthropoda; Insecta; Coleoptera; Chrysomelidae. The record is from RefSeq and is a predicted model, not a curated record. The transcript has 2 exons.